Molecule: messenger RNA, 2354 nt
Organism: Schistocerca americana (American grasshopper)
Lineage: Eukaryota; Metazoa; Arthropoda; Insecta; Orthoptera; Acrididae
Product: glycoprotein-N-acetylgalactosamine 3-beta-galactosyltransferase 1-like
Exons: 7
Coding region: 45-1130 (361 amino acids)
Cellular component (GO): membrane
Molecular function (GO): N-acetylgalactosaminide beta-1,3-galactosyltransferase activity
Source: RefSeq, a predicted model, not a curated record
UUUUCCGACCGAAGGUUGGUCGCACCUUUGUCUUGACAUUGGCAAUGGGUAUACUGUUUGGAUUCAGCUUUGCAUAUAUAUUACUUGCCACAAGCCGUGUGGCAGUGGGUGAAUUGAGCCUUUAUCCUGUUAGCAGGCCAAUGUACUCUCAUGACCCACAUCAUCACAGUGAUUUGGACAAUAUCCAAGGACCGGACAUUGGCUCAUUUGGUGUCCACAGCCACGAAGAAGAGUUUCACAAAGAUGAGGACAAAGUAGCCCGUAAAUUGGCGCAGAAAGUCAGAGUGCUCUGCUGGGUGAUGACUUCACCAAAGAAUCAUAAUCUGAAGGCACGUCAUGUCAAAGCAACUUGGGGGCAUCGGUGUAAUAAACUGCUUUUCAUGAGCAGCACCAAUGAUACAUCAUUACCAACUGUUAAGCUCCCAGUGAAAGAGGGUAGAGAUCAUUUGUGGGCCAAAACAAAAGAAGCAUUUCGUUAUGUGUAUAAUCAUCAUCUAAAUGAUGCUGACUGGUUUAUGAAAGCUGAUGAUGACACGUAUGUGAUAGUAGAAAACUUGCGCUACAUGCUGUCUGCUCAUAAACCUACUGACCCAUUGUACUUUGGUUGCCGAUUCAAACCAUAUGUAAAACAGGGGUACAUGAGUGGUGGUGCAGGUUAUGUUCUGAGCCGAGAGGCAGUGAGAUUAUUUGUGGAGGAGGGACUUCCAGACAAGAAAAAAUGCCGUCAAGAUCAUGGUGGAGCUGAGGAUGUUGAGAUGGGUAAAUGUCUAGAAGCUGUGGGGGUUAAGGCUGCUGAUUCACGAGAUUCUCUUGGUCGAGGCAGGUUCUUUCCAUUUGUUCCAGAACAUCAUCUUAUUCCUGGACACACUGACAAGAACUUCUGGUACUGGAACUAUAUUUAUUAUGAAUCAAAAGAGGGCCUGGAGUGCUGUUCUGACAGUGCAGUCUCCUUUCACUACGUUUCACCUAAUCACAUGUAUGUGCUUGAAUACCUUAUUUAUCAUCUACGCCCAUAUGGAAUUACUCAUUAUGUGGAAGAGCAGGUUUCUUCAGAUGAGCCCAUAACAGAAAAAGCAUCUGACAGUGGAACAUUAAAACCUACAAAACGUGAAAUCAAAAAUACUCAUUGAGGAAGUGGAGAUUCAUCAAAGGUGAUACAAGACAUUAGUUUGGAGUUCAAAACAUAUACUUACCGUUACCUGUAAAUGGUUGAAAAGCAUAUGUGGAAGGCCUUGUGAAACCAAGGUUCUUUUUUUUCCUAUGAAUACCUCUGAUACCUGUUGAAGUGAUUUCUUAAGAGUAAGAAAUAACAGAACUUUUUUUACUGUGUUUUCAAUUUUAAGCAGAAAGAAAAAUUUCAGAUGUGACUGAAAUUAAUCACGUUUUAGUGUUCUGAGAUUUUGUAUGUUCCAGGGUUCAGUAUUCUUAAGCCAUAGAUCCGCCAUUAAUAUGAAUGUGUUUAGGUGGUAAUUCAGGAACUGAUUGUAGUUCAGUGUCAUGUUUCAAUUUUUAAUUUUAGCUGUCUUAAUCAGCUUUUGAAGUCUGACUAUGAUACUGAGCUUUUUGCCAGUAAAGAAACUAUUGUGAAAAUUUUGAGUAGUUAAAAAGAGACAGUGUUGACUCCUUGAGAGCUAAUGACUAGUCAUGUUAGAUUUUUGCCAUGGGUGAAUUCAUGCACUCUUCUGUCUGUGAUAAUAAGAAAAGGAUUCAUAACACAGUAUUGUUGUGACAAUUUUGUACAAACUAGGUUGCUCAUUAAUGAUUAUUCCUGGGAUGAAAGACUCCAGUCGCUCUGGUGUUUGAGGAGCAACAGUAAAGUAUACUGGUGAAAUUCUUGUGAUCAAUAGAUUUUUGAUUUUGUGGAGAAAGAUUUGUACAUGUAUGUGAGUUUAAUUUGUUUGGUGAUUGAUGUAUGUCCUCUUAGUAGAAAUUGAAGAAUGAGGAAAAUUUGUGGAUUACUACAGAUGUCUGUGAUUGUGCCAUAUCAGGACUUCUGUAUAGGUUUAAUAGCUUACAUAUCUUAAAUACAACUUUGAAGUUUGUAGUUUCUUUUAUCCUGUGUGCAUUUACUUGUCCUUGAAACAAGCUAAAUUAAAAAACAACUAAAUAAAUAAAAGCAGGGCCCUUGGCCAGCUGUUCUCAUUGUGUGCGUUGUUUAAUGGCCACCAUUGCCUAAUUUAAUGCAUAACUAACGUUAUACUAUAAAUAGAGUGCACAGUAGUGUAGUGACUGUAUUUUCAACAAAAACAUUUAGUCUUGUAAUUAAAUUUAUAUACUUUCCCAAUUCUUUUGAUACCACUCAGCACCUAGUAACAGUAUCAGCAUCUUAGGUCAGUUUGCAUAUAAAUUUUUUG